[Torrubiella] hemipterigena is the source of this 1263-nucleotide messenger RNA. The record is from the annotation of a GenBank genome assembly. Lineage: Eukaryota; Fungi; Ascomycota; Sordariomycetes; Hypocreales; Clavicipitaceae.
AUGACGACAUUCGCAGACCUCCCCGCCGAGCUCAUCCAACACAUCACCUCCUUCCUCGAGCCCCGCAUCCCCCGCAAUCACAGCUUCCACGAUAACCUCGUGCGCAUCCGCCGCGCACGCCUCAGCACGCUUGCGCGCACAUGCAGGACCUUUGCCACCUGCGUGAGGCCGCUGCUCUAUGCAAGCAUCGGCCCUGAUAUCAACCCGCGGCUGCUUCUGCGCACGCUCAUUGCACACCCCGACUACGGCGAACACGUGCACGAGAUCGACGCUCGCCGAUGGUGGAUGACGGGUGCGGCCGCAAGCCGCCUCUCGCCCGAUGAGCACCGCGCCAUUGAUGAGGCCGCCGAGCGUUUCGGCAUGGUAGACAGAGACGGCUUCCCGCACGAAUUACGCUCUGCCGCGGGCAGCCAGGCAUACUACAUUACGGAUGCGCUUCAGUUUCUCGUCGUUCUGCACUGUCCCUAUGUCCGGGAGGUGUCGCUCGUCAUGAGCCUCAUAAGCCCGGGCAUUACACGCCCAAUAGCCCUUGACCAUUUGCGAGUGCUUAAGCUGGCGUAUGGACAGCCCAAGCAUGGCGCCUUUAUUGGCCAGAGCUAUGCGUGGCUGUUCCAUGCCGCCCCGAACCUGCGCGAGCUCAAAGGACACUACAUCCGGUCGUUUUCGUCGGAAAUCGUCCACAGCAAUAUUUCAGAAGUCUCGUUCAAAGAUAGCGACUUACUUGAAGAGGACUUUACAGCGCUCUUUAGCAAUUUCCCCGCGCUACAGACUUUCCGCUACCAUUCUGGUGGGAGAGACAUGUCGCGCGCACCGGUUGCACUAGGGUCGCUGUCCUCGGCCCUCCGAAUCAACCCGCACUUGAAAACAAUGGGCGUCGAUAGCCAGCGGUACGCCGACGAGGUCCCCGCGUACCUGCAAGACAGCACCUACCUCUCAAGCCUCAGCGACAUGAACGAACUAGAGACGAUUGACAUUAGCAUUGAAGAAGUGUCCAACUUGGAGAGGGAUGAUUUGUUCUACUCGACGUUUUUCCCCCGCAGCGUGCGAUACUUGAUUCUGCGCGGGGCCAGGAUGGACCGGUGGAACAAGGCGUGUCUGGAGGCUGCCGUCAAGGGGCCACUGGCUAAUCUACAGAGCGUGACGCUGGUGGAUGUGGCAUUCAACGCUGAGCGUAAAGAAGAGUGGAAGGGUCGGUUUGCAGCGUUGGGUGUGACGCUGCGGUAUGUGGAAGAGAUGGGGCGCCGCUACGAGCCGUGGUGGUAA